Molecule: messenger RNA, 1869 nt
Organism: Cannabis sativa
Lineage: Eukaryota; Viridiplantae; Streptophyta; Magnoliopsida; Rosales; Cannabaceae
Exons: 2
Coding region: 1-1869 (622 amino acids)
Source: RefSeq, a predicted model, not a curated record
AUGGCUCAACAUAGCCCACAUCUCACAAUCUCAAUUCUCAUCUUGGUGCUAUUCCAAGUAGUGGUGGAAGCAACACCUCCUGGAAUCGCUAAGAACCCAAGCCAUGCAAGAUGCAUGACAAAAAUGUACAAGCAUUGUUAUAAUUUGGAACAUGUUUGUCCCAAGUUUUGUCCUGACGAGUGCACUGUUGAGUGUGUUUCUUGCAAACCGAUAUGUGUUGGGGCAUCAAGCCCUAAUCUGCCUGAUACAAACUCUCCGCCAGUAUAUCCCACUCCUCCUACUAUUCCUUCAUCAUCCACUCCAACACCUCCAACCACUACCCCAGAAUUACCUUAUCCUCCAACAUCCCCUACUACUCCAUCGCCAAUAACAUCUUCUCCAAAACCCCCAACACCAUCACCUUCUACUCCAAAACCUGUAACACCUUCACCAAAACCCUCAACACCAUCACCCACAAAACCUUCUCCAAAACCCCCAACACCUUCUCCAAAAUCCCCAACACCAUCCCCCACAACACCUUCUCCAAAACCCCCAACACCAUCACCCACAACACCUUCUCCAAAACCCCCAACACCAUCACCCACAACACCAUCUCCUAAUACUCCAUCACCAACAACACCAUCUCCAAUACCAUCAACUCCGACACCUUAUCCAACACCCCCCAAACCAUCAACACCAUCACCACCAGUAACUCCAUCCCCAUCACCAACAAAACCUUCUCCAACACCAUCACCAACAAUACCUUCUCCACCACCGUUGACACCUUAUCCAACACCCCCAACACCAUCACCUUCUACAACACCCUCUAGUCCUAGUCCAACAACACCCUCACCGACAACACCUUUUCCAACACCACCUAACCCUACUCCAUCUCCAACAACACCAACCACACCAUCACCAUUGAAUCCAUCUCCAUCAUCACCAACACCUCAUACGCCUUAUCCUCCUCCAACCCAAUCUGAUGGUGAUGGUGUUAAGAGGGCUAGAUGUAGGAACAAGAACUAUCCUCAAUGUUACAAUACUGAACAUGUAUGUCCCAACUCUUGCCCUAGUGGAUGUGAGGUCGAAUGUGUAACAUGCAAGCCAGUUUGUAAAUGUGAUCAACCUGGAGCAGUGUGUCAAGAUCCUCGUUUCAUAGGUGGAGAUGGCAUCACUUUCUACUUCCAUGGCAAGAAAGAUCACGACUUUUGCCUGUUAUCUGAUUCAAACCUUCAUAUAAAUGCUCACUUCAUUGGCAAACAUAACUUAAAUAUGAAAAGAGACUUUACUUGGGUUCAAUCCAUUGGAAUUCUCUUUGGUAAGCACCAAUUAUUCAUUGGCGCACUUAAAACAGAUAGAUGGGAUGACUCAGUUGAUCGUCUCUUCAUCUCAUUCGAUGGUGAGCCAAUUACGCUAUCAGAAUCUAAAGGUGCUCGAUGGCAAUCGAGUAAUGUCCCAAGCAUUUCUGUUAUAAGAGAUGAUGACACUAACAAUGUGAUAGUUGGGUUCGAAAGAAUAUUUAGAAUCACAGCAAAAGUUGUGCCUAUAACUGAAGAGGACUCAAGGAUUCACAAUUAUGGUAUAACGAAAGAUGAUACUUUUGCCCAUCUCGACCUCGGAUUCAAGUUUUUAUCUUUAAGUAGCAAAGUAACUGGUGUGUUGGGCCAAACAUAUAGGCCAAACUACAAGAGUCUUGUUAAUGUUGGGGCCAAAAUGCCUAUAAUGGGAGGAGAUAAAGAGUUCAAAACUUCAAAUCUGUUUGCCACUGAUUGUGUUGUUGCAAGGUUUAAGGGUAUUAAUAGUAAAGAAGAAAAUAUAUUGGAAGAUUUAGAUCUACCAAGCUUAAGUUGUGGUAGUGGAAUAGAUGGAGGAGUUGUUUGUAAGAAAUAA